AUGGCGGAGCCCCGGAGGGUUCAGCUGACCACCGUGACCUGCGCCGCCCCAGCCCCGGCCCCGGUCCCGGCUCCGGCCCAGGCCCCGGAGCCUCCCCUCGGGCCGUGGCAGGAGCGGAAAGCCGCCCCGGACAGCGGCUCCGUGCGGCUCGUCCUCCGCCUGUUCGAACCCGAUGAGCAACACUUUCCGGAGUUUAGCUACAUUCAGCUCCUCGAAGACCAGGGAGGCAAACCUAAAAAGAAAAAGGACCGAAUUCAGGACUUGAUCGAUAUCGGAUACGGUUAUGAUGACCAGGACUCCUUCAUUGACAAUUCUGAGGCUUAUGAUGAAUUUGUUCCGGCCUCAAUCACGACCAAAUUUGGAGGCUUCUAUGUGAAUUCUGGCACGCUGCAGUACCGCCAGGCCUCGGACACGGAGACCGACGAACUGACGGCGGAGCGGAAAACGCUCAGGCGGAAAACUGAAAAACAGAAACUGCCCGGCGGACAAGAUAAACCAAAGGCGAAGCGGCACAGAGAGAGGAAUGACGGUAUUGAUCCCCAUACGAGGAAUCCGAGUGACCCUGAACCCGACAAUGAGAUGAAGCUGAAACGAAAGAAGACGCUAAGCGUCACCAGCAUGCUGAAGAAGUUUGAGCGGGAAAAGGAGAGAGAGCGCUGGAAGACGGAGGCCGCGGUGCCGGGCGCGGCCCCUCCCCUCCCCGCCGACGCCGCCGGAGGCGGGGGCCUCGGACUGGCCGACCCCCUCCUCAGCCUGAUCGGCCUGACCAACGACCAGGCUCUGCUGCAGGCCGCCAGCACCGUGGAUUUCGACGUGGACUUGGACUCUCUGUUGGACGUCAGCGAAGAGACGGCGAUCCCGACCAGACCGGACGGUCAGAGUCACGCCGGCAGUUUCCCCGACGCCUCGGUUCAAAACCCGACGGCCAACUGGCAGCCGAAGCCGCCUCCAGAGUCGGCUCCGCUCCUGCCCGAAGGCGGCCCAGCGACUCCCUGCUCUCAGCUGCCGGACGGACUUCCUCCAGGACUGGAGGAGAGCGUCAGGAAGCUCACGGUGGCUGCCAAGACUUCCGAGGGGGAGUCCAAACUCAAGUUCUUCAGUCCAGACAUAAACUCCCUCCUGCUGGAUAUCGAGCUGCAGUGUCGAGAGCAGGCCGGCCCGCUGCGCUCCAGGGUGUACACACACCUGUCCUCCUUCCUGCCCUGCAGCAGAGACGCACUCCUGAAGCGAGUGAAGAGGCUGGUGACCACACACACGGAGGGAAACCUCGGAGUGGAAGAUGCCAUGAAGAAGCUGAGGGACGCCAUCUGGAGGUCCAUGCCGGAGCAGAUGGCGCUUUUCAGCAACCACUGCAAAGAGUACGAACAGAUCAAGACUUCCAAGGCAGUAGAUGAAGAUAAUGUGGAGGAGAAAGGUGGGAGAAGAGCACCACCAAAGAAGAUUUUCAAAUGGAACGAGGAGAUCAGGGAGUGCUUGAACAACGUGUUAAAUGAAAGAAUAAAUAAGUUUAAGGAAAGGAAGGAAGGUUUGGAGCUGGAGGAGUUUCUGAAGACCUUGUUGGACAAUGAGGUGAAGUCGCUGUGGCCCAAAGGCUGGAUGCAGUCACGUGUGCUGCUCAGUCAGAGCCGAAGGCUGCUGGGUCUGGUUCCUCCUCUACCGGUGAAAAGGGUCAAGACUGAGAAGAAGCAGUCGGAUCUGGGUGGGAUUCCAGCAGCGGCCGUGAGGGCGGACGUCCCUCCAGCAGCUCCUCUCGAGUCGACCGCCGUCACUGAGAAGGCCAAGAGUAAAGGCCUGGCUCCUGCAGGACCAGAGGGACUCAAACCCACGUCUGCUCCCGGCCCCCGGCUCCCACGUCUCCCUGCUGCAGCUCCUCUGGACGUCUCUCCAGCGAACCGCGCUGCUUCACCCCCGCUGCUGCAGCAAGGCGACGUCCAGAUCUACGUCAUCUCUGACAAUGAAUGCAUCACUAAACCCUGACGGAGCACCGAUGGAGACAGACUGAGGACGUGACAGGAUCCUGAUGGAAAAUAUAUGAAAACUGUUCAGUGUUCAGACUCUUCAUCUUAGUCACUGCUUCACUCUUUAAUAUCACUUUGUCAUUUGAACUUGCAUAAAAAAAAAGUUACAAAAAAAAAAUCUCCAAGAAAUAAAAGAUUAAGCAGCUUAUCUUUUUCUGACCUGAAAAGGAAGAAGUUCAAGGCUUUGAUGCAGUAGAAGGAUUUUCAUUUAUUGACUGUACAGUUUAAACAGAAUAAACCUCCCUUUA
Molecule: messenger RNA, 2266 nt
Organism: Salarias fasciatus (jewelled blenny)
Lineage: Eukaryota; Metazoa; Chordata; Actinopteri; Blenniiformes; Blenniidae
Product: ubinuclein-1-like
Exons: 13
Coding region: 1-1977 (658 amino acids)
Biological process (GO): chromatin organization
Cellular component (GO): nucleus
Source: RefSeq, a predicted model, not a curated record